UCUGAAAAUCAGAAACAAGAAAUUGCAGAAAGUCCAAACAGGCUUCCAGGUUGUCAACUGACUCAACUCCCAUAUUCAGAACCUGCAAAUCUUACUUGGGAGUUCAACCAGAAGCUUCAAGCUUCAAUCUUUGCUACAGCCAGUUUGGUUUUGUCUCUUUAUGUUCAUAUUGAAUAAGUCAAGCUUUUGCUGAAGGCUAAAUGUUUUAGAGGAUUGUGCAUAAAGAUCGUUCCUUCUUUGUAAGUUGAGGAGGAGGAGAUGUGGGGUUUUGGGGGUCGGUAUUAUUGGGGAAGAAAAGAGAGGAGGAAUGAUGGGAUUGAAGGAAUAGUUGUGGUGUUUGCUUGGAUGUCCAGUGAAGAGAAGCAUUUGAAGAACUAUGUGGAGCUCUACUCGUCUCUGGGUUGGAACUCGCUCGUCUGCCACUCUCAAAUUCUCAAUAUGUUCUUCCCUGAGAAGGCCACAACUCUAGCAACUGAUAUUUUAAAUGAACUUGUUCAGGAGCUGAAGGUUAAGCCUUGCCCUGUGGUCUUUGCACCUUUCUCCGGUGGUCCAAAAGCUUGCAUGUACCAAGUUCUUCAGAUAAUUGAGGGAAUUUGUGAAUCAAAACUGAAUCUGGAUGACUGCCGACUGGUUAGAGAUUGUAUAUCAGGUCAUAUAUAUGAUUCCAGCCCAGUGGAUUUUACUAGUGAUCUGGGUACUAAAUUUGUUCUUCAUCCAACUGUCCUGAAAAUGUCCCAUCCACCAAGAGUAGCAUCAUGGGUGGCACAUGGCAUUGCUUCUGGUCUUGAUGCUCUCUUCCUCAGCCGGUUCGAGUCACAACGGGCUGAGUAUUGGCAGACUCUCUACUCCACUGUUGGUAUGAAGGCCCCUUAUCUUAUUCUAUGCUCAGAGAAUGACGAUCUUGCUCCCUAUCAAGUUAUCUGUAAUUUUGCUGAACGCUUGCGAGAACUUGGAGCAGAUGUAAAACAAGUAAAGUGGAAUGACUCUCCUCACGUAGGUCAUUUUAAGCAUUAUCCAAUUGAUUACAAGGCUGCUGUAAAUGAGCUCCUUGGUAAAGCAGCAGGAGUCUAUUCCCAGAAAAUUAGACAACUGGGAGGAGAAAGCUUGUGUGUGCAGGCAGGGCAUGAUGAUGUCAUCGAGCCAAUCAGUAGCCUUAGGAAAGCUGCAGGAGCCUCGAAUGGAUUCCGAGGAGUGAUAUUGGGAUCCAGUGAUGACCUCUUUCCCACCUCAACAGAAUAUUACGGAGCAGGGUCUGUGCAAGAUGAAGGUUUAAUUCACCUCUCUGACCCGGCAACGCCGACCAUGAAUGCCCAUGGAGUUCUCGGUCAGGUUCUUUUCGACGUCUGUGUUCCUAAAACCAUCGAGAAUUGGGACAUAAAAUCAAGUUCCUUGAAUGGUAAUGGCCGCUCAUUUAGUUUUAGAAGAAGGCAAGCUCCCUUAAACCAAAUUAAGUGCUUACGUCGCUCAAGACUGUAAUAAGGUUUAGGGAUGAUCUAAAGUUUUUUCGUUGUUUUUCUUUCUUGCAAUAGGAGGAUAUACCAAAUUGAAUAAACUGUAAUGCAGCAAAUCAGAGGACGUUGUAUAAACUGUGAAGUGUAAAAAGGAAUUUCAUUACAAUGAUUACAUAUACCAGGACA
Messenger RNA from Argentina anserina (silverweed cinquefoil), 1637 nucleotides. RefSeq lists its product as uncharacterized. NCBI's taxonomy places the organism in Eukaryota, Viridiplantae, Streptophyta, Magnoliopsida, Rosales, Rosaceae. Bases 259 to 1476 code for a protein of 405 amino acids. The transcript is spliced from 7 exons. The record is from RefSeq and is a predicted model, not a curated record.